AUGAGGGCUGAGGCUUUACAAAGAGCGGAAACUGGUGCAGCGCAUUCAGCGAGAGAUCUUCACCCAGCGGCGUUUAAUUACUAUGCUCAGGUCGAUUACUUAACCCAUUCGAAGGUGCAAAUCGGAAAGAUGGAUGUCAUGUGUGGCAAGCGUCAAGCCAAAAAGUUUAGAACCGAAGCUCUUGGCAUGUGCUUUCCAGCGGCCAAAUCAAUCUUCCGCCUCUAUAUCACGUCCUUUCGCAGUACAGCCGCCACGGCCGACAUUGAAAAACAGGGCUUCAUGCCAACGUUCAAGGGCUGGGACAGAUUUAUCGUAAAGCUGGAUCCUAUUCUUGCAGCUGUACUUCGCCUGGAGCAGCUGCUAGCGAAUCAACUUUUGGCGUUAUCGUGGCAUAAGGCCGGAGAUCGUGCUGAAGCUGCAAAGAAUGCUGCAUGA
This is a messenger RNA of Cylicostephanus goldi, 435 nucleotides long. Lineage: Eukaryota; Metazoa; Nematoda; Chromadorea; Rhabditida; Strongylidae. The record is from the annotation of a GenBank genome assembly.